This is a messenger RNA of Trifolium pratense (red clover), 1705 nucleotides long. RefSeq names its product metacaspase-3-like. NCBI's taxonomy places the organism in Eukaryota, Viridiplantae, Streptophyta, Magnoliopsida, Fabales, Fabaceae. The coding region runs from base 81 to 1397 and encodes 438 amino acids. The record is from RefSeq and is a predicted model, not a curated record. Gene Ontology annotation, biological process: proteolysis. Gene Ontology annotation, molecular function: cysteine-type endopeptidase activity. The transcript is spliced from 6 exons.
AUUAGGAAAUAAUCAAAUCAAAUUGAAACCACAUCAAUUUCAAGUUGCAUACAAAGAAUAUAGUCAUCUUAAAAUAAAGCAUGUGGUUCUUCCUUUUCUAUAAGGCAAGAGAGAAUCAAGAACAGGUUGCAGCAUCUGGUUCUUCAAGGUCUUCCAAACAGUCGCGAUUUAACCAUGAUUUAGGUUCAGCUCAGAUUUAUAUUCACCAUAUCAGGUUAGCAUUUAGGUACAUGAAAAUUGGCAUGAAAAACACCAAGUUGAAUAUCGUUUUUCAGCCCAACCAGGAUAAUAUUAAUACUACUGCUAAGUACACUAACACAAAACAAGAGCUGGUUAGCAAGGAAUUGCAGUCUUUUACAUCUGCUAAUUCUGGAUUAAAGGACGGUGGUGAUGGCAAACACAAUGACAAAACAUUGAUUAAUAACCUACCUAGUAACCUUUCAGGAAAUGGGAAUGGAUCAGUUUUCAUUAGCGUCUACAACUAUAAUUUCAGCAUGCAUUAUCCUCCUACUACCUAUGGAACACCUGUCUUUUCCUAUUAUCCUCCAUUGAGGUCUCCUUCUGCAUUUGGUAACAAGAGGGCUGUGUUAUUUGGAAUCAGUUAUGCUGACACGGCGGCUCCGAGGAAGCUUAAAGGUUCUGUGAACAAGGCUAAACUCAUGAAACAAUUUUUGAUUGACAAGUUGGGAUUUCCUAGCAAUUCAAUAUACAUGCUCACAGAUGAUUCAGAGGAGAAAAACACAACCCCAACAAAAAGUAACAUGCGAACGGCCAUGAGGUGGUUAGUUGAGGGCAGCAAACCAGGGGACUCGUUGGUGUUUUACUUCUGUGGACAUGGAUCACGGGUUAAAGACCGUAACAUGGAUGAGGUUGAUGGGUAUGAUGAAGCAAUAUGUCCUGUUGAUUAUGAACACGAGGGUAUGAUACUCGAUGACGAAAUCAGUGCCACAAUUGUUAGGCCUCUACCUCAUGGUGCCAAACUCCAUGCCUUUGUUGAUGCAUCCUUUAGUGGGACAGUUCUUGACUUACCAUUUUUGUGCAAGAUGAACCGGAUUGGUUCUUUUGGUUGGAAAGAUCAUAGACAACGGAGAGCCGGUUACAAAGGCACAAGUGGAGGGCUAGCAGUUUGUAUUUCAGCUUGUGAAGACAAAGAUGGAAAAGCAGCAAGCAAAUCGGCCUUGACUUACAGUUUUCUCCAAGUCAUGCAAGAUGUACCUAAAUUGACAUAUGGUCGCUUGCUCAAUGCUAUGCUCUUUACAAUCCAAUGGGCUAAAGCUGGAAAGAUUGAACUAAAAGGCCAAGAUCUUGCAAGGACCAUUUCGCAACAAUAUGCUCAAGAGCCGCAAUUGUCGUCUUCUGAGAAGUUUGAUAUUUCUACCAAGUUGUUUAUAAUCUGACACAUAAAUAACAACAUUGUUAAAUAAAAUGAGCGCAGGAAUAGAAAAAGACUAAUGUCCAGUUGGGAAUAAGGAAAGUACUUGGAUUGGAUGUAUACUAUGUACCGACUCACUUGUGCUGUCCAACCACUAGCUGUUCCUAAACAUUGAUGUAGAUUAAGACACUUUUGACAAUAAACUACUCUCUGAUUUAUGUGUAUAUGAUUCAUUGAGGAAGUGAAUGAGUUAUGUAAAUUACAUUGUUGAUUUUUGGUUCGGUGUUUGCUUGUUCUUUGCUGAGAUAAAUACAAUCUUUUUCCGAGAAGCUA